Messenger RNA from Bemisia tabaci, 4286 nucleotides. Its product is annotated as meckelin. Gene Ontology annotation, cellular component: MKS complex; ciliary transition zone. NCBI's taxonomy places the organism in Eukaryota, Metazoa, Arthropoda, Insecta, Hemiptera, Aleyrodidae. The record is from RefSeq and is a predicted model, not a curated record. Gene Ontology annotation, biological process: cilium assembly.
AAUAGAUGACACAAUUUAAAAAAGAACAUGCCAUGGAUGACCAGCUUGUAGGAGAAAGAAGCCUAUUCAUUUCAAAAGGACUACAUUUUGGUGAACAGUGGGAAAACACUGCGUCUGUGAUGAAAGGAACAUUCUAGUGAAAGGAGACAGCUAUCCAACUUGCUUGCCCUGUCCAGCCGAUCAAAUCGUCACUUUCGAUGGGAGUAGUUGCAUCAAGUGUAUGAACCUGACUGAUGUGUUAGAUGCAGACAAUUCAUCCCAAUUAUGUGAAUCUAAUCUGUGUGUUUCCAAUGAGAUCAUCGUGGAUCGGGAUAUAAAUGGAAAGCUGUUUGAAACAAGGAAGUGUAUUCCUUGCGUUGGAGACACCAAACCAUCAGCCGAUCGCAGACGCUGCGAACCAUGUUCUCCUUUCACUGUAAACUGUACAUGUCCGAGUCUGACGCAUGAGAUAAUCUCGAAGCAGUUUUGUAUACCCCGGAAUGCGCUCUCUCAGUGGCCAGAUGAAGAAGGUGCAUACCACAUUCACUAUGACUUUAUACCGAGCAUUGAUUCCCAGUAUCUGCGGGCGCACCUCCGCUCAGCACUUUUUAAGUGCACCAAGCUAAAAGAGCGAUCAGCAUGUCAAGCGGUUGGUAAUAUGUGCGUUCUAAGCAUGUACAAAGACUCUCACCGUGGUGGACCUUGCCGCUUAUUUCGAGAUGCUCGUCAUAUCCCUACAAGUGAAAAUGAGGUGAUUCCAUGGAUUUAUUAUGCAGAAGGAGAUGCCGGAACUGUUCUGCACCGCAAAAAAAUAACGUCUCGCUAUCGGCUUCAAGAAGAGUCGCCACUCAAUACCCUUAAUUUUACAGUAGCUAAAUAUACAUCGGAAGGCGAGCUUUCGAGUCUUCAGCCGUUAGAAAGCAGUGAUUUGCAACUAUGUCCUGGUUCACUAGAAACAUUAAAUUCGGCCUUUAGGGUUGGGGCCUGGUACCAUCAUUCGUGUAGUAUACCUAUUAGUCAGUUACUUAAAUCAUUCCCCACCUUGGAAUUUUUUGACAUAUACCUGCAAUUUUAUGAGGAAGGAGUCUCUAAGUUGUAUGCUGUUCCUGUGCUUUUAAAAAAUUUAAAACAAGGAAAUAAAUAUCCUAAUCAAGGGGCAGAUAUUCUGCAAUGGCAACUGACACGUCGUUUCUUUUUGGUUGACAGCCUAAGUGGCAUUGAGAACAGAGUGGAUACAUUAGCAGCUGUUCGGUUCCUGAAGUCUGUUGUUCUUCAAGUGAAAAUGUUGCAUGAAGUAGAGGAAGAAGGCCGGAUUUAUCCCCCACUGCUGAUUCUCGAAUAUGCUGAGUUGAAAGGAGAAGAAGUGGAAAGCAAUUUGAAUGUGAAUUUGUCAUUCUCUGUUGAAUUCAUCAUGGAAAAUGACCUUCCACACAUAAUUGACGUCAGCCUUGGCGUUUCAAGUGCUUUUGCUGUUGUUUGGUCUGCAAUUCAAACAUGGAGCUACUCGCGCCGCAAUGGACGUGUCACAAUCGAUGCUGUCACCUUGACUGAACUCCUCUUGAUAUCAUGUGGUCAUUUAGCCAACAUGUUUUUUGUGAUCAUGACUUGCGCAUCUCUCUUUGUCCUUGUCUAUUACAAGGGGCAAAGUGUUACUCAUAUACUACUUCCGACCUCAGCGCAAGAGUAUUUCAUAUACAAGUAUGUGAUGGCAGCUUUUUUAUUGAAAACCAUUGAAAUAGUACGGUUAGUGUGGCGGCAAGUCACCAUAGACAUUUUUCUAAUUGACUGGGAGAAGCCACGGGCUACUGGUAAUGCGACCUCACAGCCAAUCAGCAUCUGGAGAACUUAUUUCAUUGCAAAUGAGUUCAAUGAGAUACAGACAAAGAGAAAGACCAAUCCGUACAUCCAGCUCCUUUUGACUGUUUUUAUACUGAACAUUAUCGGAGUCGAGCAUUGGGCUUUGGCCCAUCCAAAACUUUUUUUGUCAGUUCCAAAUACUCAGAAAAACACACCGUACAGUGACACACUGCGAUUUGCCUUGGGCGUGUCCAUUUUUAUUGCUGUAUACUUGCUCCAGUACUUCUUCAUUGUCUGUAUUUAUGAAAGAUACAUAAAGAAUGAGAUUCAACAGUUUAUCGAUGUAUGCUCUAUCGCAAAUAUUAGCGUUUUCAUAUUAGCUUUUGAAAAUUACGGAUAUUACAUUCACGGCAGGUCAGUCCAUGGGUUUGCUGACACCGACAUGUAUACAAUCAUCUCACAACUUUGCCGUGAGGAAGAGGAUCUUGUUGCUCACCGAGGGUUGAUCCCAGCAUCAGACCAACAGACCUUCCAGAUGUACAUCCCUCCGCAGUUGCGUGCCUAUUACUCCCAGGUUAAAGCUCCUCUCAUGAUGGGUCUCCAAUUGAAGCACCUCCCUAUCACUGUAUCAGCAGCUUUCAAAAUCAAAAUGUUGAACAGUAGUUUUGAUGUCAAUCGAAGCGUUCAAGCCUAUCACAAUAUGAACAAGUUUUUAGCUGCAUUCCUUGAGCAUGCCUUGAAAGAUUUAGACUAUGAGGUUAAAGAUAAACAAUUUAUGGAGUCAUUGUUGGAUAUUGAAUUUUUAGAUACCUCAGAUAAAGGUAUUUUCUAUUAUGAUAAUGGCCAUUCAUUUGAUGAUGUCAUGUUCUAUGGAAAUGAGUUUACUCUGUUCACAUUUGACAUCAUCCUGUUUUCUUGCUGUCAGAUUUUUUCUCAAAAUUAUCUCUUGUCUGCCAUCUAUACUGCAUUUGUGGCCAAGUUGAUAACUGUAUUCAGAAGUAUCUGGGGGCGGAAAAAUUUAGCUAAAAAAACCUUAAUUGAUGAAAGGUUUUUGAUUUGAAUCAUAUGCAUCUAGAAGCGGAAGCCUUUCAGUCUCAUGAUUGGUUAUCCUGGAGAUUUGAUAACUCCAUACUAAUACUUCCAAUAGAGCUCUUGCAUGCUGUGAAGAUUCGUAAUUUAAAUACUUCAUUAUGGGUACAAUUUAGGGAGGAACACUAUUACGUCACUGGUUUUUUCUAAAGCCGGAAUUACAUGCUGAAUGUGGCUCGAAUGUGGAAGUCAUUGGCCCAGCUCGAUGCUUGAAUUUUGCGCGUGUCACUCAACAUUCAGCAAUAAGGCUCAGCAACCAUUGGAUAAUGUCAGAUUUGUCCGAACUGUUCGAAUAGAUUUAGUACAAAUCUGGAUGAAAAUAACUCUAAUUUGGGAAAUUUCAGCCGUUGAGCGAUGACUGUUGACUUCCAUAUUCAGCUGCCAAAUUCAGCGUGUGAUUCCAGCAUGAAACAAAGUUCCUAGCUUUUAAAAUUCUCAGCCUGAGGCCAUAAUGGAGGGAUCUCCUCUGUUAAGAGGAGAAACCAUUCCUAUAUCGAGUGAAACUGUCUGUACACAGUAAGGCGUCCCAAAAUAAGUUCGACCCUGAAAAAGUUACGCUUUCUGGGUAAAAAAGUGUUCCAUUUGGUUAGAAAACACCUUAGGCCAAGUUUCAGAUUUAUAGGUGAAGUUUUAGUGCGUGGCCAAAGGUGUUUUCUAACCAAAUGGAACACUCUUUUAACCAGAAAACGUAACUUUUCCAGGGUCGAACUUUUUUAGGGACACCCUAAUACACAGAUUGGGAGUGAAUACAUCAGUAGGGUUGCCAUGGCUGCAGUCUUAAUUCACUCCUUAUCUGUGCGCUUAGAAUUUGAUUAGCUGGUUCUAAAGGAGGAUCCUCAACAGAACGUAAGGGAUCCCCUCCAUUAAGACCUCCACUUUUAAGAGCUCCUUAUGAGCUUCGAAGUUUGUUUCAGAGAGAAUCAGUGACGCCAUCAUCUUUCUUGCAAAAUUUGAUGUAGGCUAAAAUACUUAAAUGGCAACUCUCCACAGCAUGCAAAUACUCCUAAUUCUUUUUUGAGUUCAUCAUUUUCAUCUGCAUAUCAGGUAAUUGUUGAAAAACCGGGUAGAGAAUUUCUCCCUAAGUUUGUGAUAAACAAAAUGUAUUUCAAAACUGAAACAGAAAACUGUUGCUCCAGUGCAAAUUGGUAUUUGGGAACUUUAUCUUCUGGGGGGCUCGGAGGACAAGGCGCAUAUGAAGGCGUAUCUGUAAAAAGGGCAGAUGUAGAGUUUUUCAGUUUUCAGAAAAACACUCUCAAAGUUUUCAAAGCUCUGCAUUUUGACUCCAUUUGAAAACAUGAGGAUCUGGCUUAAGGAUUUUAUGUAGAACAAAACCUUCCCUAGAAAACCUUUUCUAGACUUUUUGUUUCCAAGCAAAACUUAAAGAGCUACAUCAGGUUGAAUAAAAAACAAGAUCCGCCGUU